Molecule: messenger RNA, 1371 nt
Organism: Chionomys nivalis (European snow vole)
Lineage: Eukaryota; Metazoa; Chordata; Mammalia; Rodentia; Cricetidae
Gene: Trim13
Product: tripartite motif containing 13
Exons: 3
Coding region: 146-1369 (407 amino acids)
Biological process (GO): positive regulation of canonical NF-kappaB signal transduction; positive regulation of macroautophagy; innate immune response
Molecular function (GO): zinc ion binding
Source: RefSeq, a predicted model, not a curated record
CCAUUUUGCUGCGGGCCCGCGUGGUCGCAGUCCGCGGAGCAUUGUCUAGUUUUACAGUUAAACGUGGGGGAAAAACAAAAUUGGCUUUUCCCAGAGAAAUAGUAACCUUGCCGAAAACACCUGCUUGCCGGGGACAGAGGAUGUGAUGGAGCUGCUUGAAGAAGAUCUCACGUGCCCCAUUUGCUGCAGUUUGUUUGAUGAUCCCCGAGUUUUGCCCUGCUCACACAACUUCUGCAAGAAAUGUUUAGAAGGGCUUCUAGAGGGGAACGUGCGGAAUUCAUUGUGGAGACCAUCUCCGUUCAAGUGUCCUACCUGCCGGAAGGAGACUUCAGCAACUGGGGUCAAUAGUCUGCAGGUUAAUUACUCCCUCAAGGGUAUUGUGGAGAAAUACAACAAAAUCAAGAUUUCUCCAAAAAUGCCAGUGUGCAAAGGACACUUGGGACAGCCUCUCAACAUUUUCUGUGUAACUGAUAUGCAGCUCAUUUGUGGCAUCUGUGCUACCUGUGGUGACCACACUAAGCAUGUCUUCUCUUCUAUUGAAGAUGCCUAUGCUCAAGAAAGGAACGCCUUUGAGUCCCUCUUUCAGAGUUUUGAGACUUGGCGCCGGGGAGAUGCUCUUUCCCGCUUGGAUACUUUGGAAACAAACAAAAGGAAAUCCUUACAGUUACUCACUAAAGAUUCUGAUAAAGUAAAGGAGUUUUUUGAGAAGUUACAACACACAUUGGAUCAAAAGAAGAAUGAAAUCCUGUCUGACUUUGAGACUAUGAAACUUGCAGUUAUGCAAGCCUAUGAUCCAGAGAUCAACAAACUCAGCACUAUUUUGCAGGAGCAGCGGAUGGCCUUUAACAUCGCCGAGGCUUUCAAGGAUGUGUCAGAACCUAUUAUAUUUUUGCAACAGAUGCAGGAGUUCAGGGAGAAAAUCAAAGUAAUCAAGGAAACACCUUUGCCACCCUCCAAUUUGCCCACAAGCCCUUUAAUGAAGAACUUUGAUACCAGCCAGUGGGAGAACAUUAAACUAGUCGACGUGGAUAAGCUUUCUUUGCCUCAAGACACCGGCGUGUUCGUUAGCAAGAUUCCCUGGCGCUCUUACCAGCUGUUGAUGGUGGUGGUUCUGCUGGGUCUCCUCGUAUUCUUUGGUCCGACCGUAUUCCUGGAGUGGUCUCCAUUUGAUGAGUUGGCAGCUUGGAAAGACUACCUUUCAAGUGUCAGCUCUUACCUGACUAAGUCAGCUGACUUUGUACAACAGUCUGUUUUUUUCUGGGAACAGAUGACGGAUGGGUUUUUCAUUUUUAGUGAAAGAGUCAGAAGUUUUGGUUUGGUGGCACUGAACACUGUGGCAGAAUUUGUGUGCAGAUACAAACUGCUGUAAAU